AUGGUUUGGACCAGAACUAUUUGCAUUCUCUCUUCUACCUUCUUUUUUGUCCAUAUAGCAGCUGUAUCGAUUAAGCAUCUUUCUGAAGGAAAUGAAUAUGCAAAUUUUCCUGAACAGAAGGAUAUUUCAGAAAUCAAUGCAGCUGCAGGAUUGGACCUGUUUCAAGGGGACAUUGUCCUUCCAGAAUCUAGAAAUGCCCUGAGAGAUCCAACCACCAGGUGGACCUUCCCCAUUCCUUACAUCCUGGCUGAUAACCUGGCGUUAAAUGCCAAAGGAGCCAUUCUCUAUGCCUUUGAAAUGUUCCGCCUCAAGUCCUGUGUGGAUUUUAAGCCCUACGAAGGAGAAAGCACAUACAUCAUAUUUCAGCAGUUUAGUGGGUGCUGGUCUUAUGUUGGCGACCUUCAUGGGGGACAGAACCUUUCCAUUGGCCAGGGCUGUGACUAUAAGGCCAUCAUUGAACAUGAGAUCCUGCAUGCUUUGGGAUUUUACCAUGAGCAGUCCAGAAGUGACCGAGAUGAUUACGUCAACAUCUGGUGGGAUGAAAUUAUCCCAGGUUAUGAGCACAACUUUAACACCUAUGAUGAUAAUUACAUCACAGACCUCAACACACCCUAUGACUAUGAGUCUGUGAUGCAUUAUGCACCUUUAUCAUUUAAUGCAAAUGAAAAUGUUCCCACCAUUACGGCCAAGAUCCCUGAGUUUGAUUCCGUCAUUGGGCAACGUCUGGAUUUUAGUGAAAUUGAUUUAGAGAGGCUGAACCGAAUGUACAAUUGCACUACGACACACACCUUUUUGGAUCACUGUGAUUUUGAGAAAGCAAACAUUUGUGGGAUGAUCCAGGGUACCAGAGAUGAUGCUGACUGGGUCCAUGAGAACAGUGCUCUACCCGGACAAGCAGACCACACCUUUGGGGGACAGUGUACAGGUCGCGGCUACUUCAUGUACUUCAACACCAGCGUUGGGACAAUAGAAGAGGCAGCCCUACUGGAGUCUCGGAUUCUUUACCCAAAGAGGAACCAGCAGUGCCUGCAGUUUUUCUAUAAAAUGACAGGAAGCCCUUCAGACAGACUGGUUGUCUGGGUCAGGAGAGAUGACAGCACGGGCACCGUUCGCAAGCUAGUCAAGAUCGCAACCUUUCAAGGAGAUUCUGAUCAUAAUUGGAAAAUUGGUCAUGUAACACUCCAGGAAGACAAGAAGUUUCGCUACCUUUUUCAGGGCACAAGAGGUGACCCUCAGAACUCGCUUGGGGGAAUCUUCCUGGAUGACAUCACUCUGACAGAAACCCCGUGCCCUGCAGGUGUUUGGACAGUGCGGAAUUUCUCCCAGGUCCUCCAGGAAACUGUUCUGGGCGACAGAAUCCAGAGCCCUCGAUUUUACAAUUCAGAGGGAUAUGCCUUUGGGGUGUCCUUAUUCCCUCAUGGCAGGCUAACCUCCACAAGAACGGGAUAUGUGGGACUGACUUUCCAUUUGUGCAGUGGGGAAAAUGAUGCCAUCCUGGAGUGGCCAGUGGAAAACAGACAGGCAAUUAUGACCAUACUUGACCAAGAACCUGAUGUCAUGAAUAGGAUGUCAUCAAGCAUGGUUUUAACUACCUCCAGCCUCCAUACAUCUUCAGCAAUCAAUGGCUCUGUCAUCUGGGACAGGCCAUCCACUGUGGGCACCUAUGAUGCGCACUGUGAUUGUUAUAGAACCAUUGACUACGGCUGGAGCAGUGUAGUCUCGCACCAAAUGCUGAGAAGGAGGAGUUUCCUUAAGAAUGAUGACCUCAUUAUUCUUGUGAACUUUGAAGAUAUCACCCACCUUUCACAGACUGAAGUCAGCACUAGAGACAGAAGUGAGACCCCCCAAGGCCAUGCUCUUCAAAGCCAGGAGCAGCAGACACCAAGAGAAAGUUCAGAAACGGCCGAAUCCGAGGCAGUCCCCACUGGCAGUCUGAGCCAGGGGCAGCCUAGCCGACAGAAGCGGGCUGUGAAGAACAUGGGUCCUAUGGACGACCACAACUGGCCUCAGGACCUCAGUGACCCGUGUGACCCAAACCCCUGCCAAAAUGAAGGCAUCUGUGUGAAUGUGAAGGGCAUGGCAAGCUGCAGGUGCGUCUCUGGAAAUGCCCUCUUCUAUACGGGAGAGCACUGCCAGACCAUGCAGGUCCAUGGGAGUGUCAUGGGCCUGAUGUUCGGAGGCGUGGCUGGGACGAUCGUCUUGACAUUUGUCAUCCUGUCCAUCCUGUUCCAAAGAUCGAAGCACUGA
Messenger RNA from Ochotona curzoniae (black-lipped pika), 2247 nucleotides. RefSeq names its product meprin A subunit alpha (gene MEP1A). The record is from RefSeq and is a predicted model, not a curated record. NCBI's taxonomy places the organism in Eukaryota, Metazoa, Chordata, Mammalia, Lagomorpha, Ochotonidae. Bases 1 to 2247 code for a protein of 748 amino acids. Gene Ontology annotation, molecular function: zinc ion binding; protein binding; metalloendopeptidase activity. Gene Ontology annotation, biological process: proteolysis. The transcript is spliced from 14 exons. Gene Ontology annotation, cellular component: membrane.